CAAACAACACAUUUACUUCACAUUCGUCUUCUUAAAAAAAAGACUUCUCAACUCUUACAAGAAAGAAACAGUAGUAAUAAACAUUAGCUAGUACCAGCAAUGGAGUUUUUCAACAAAGCUAAAGCCGUUAGGAUGCGUAACGUUCAUGAGAAGUAUCUGAUGGCGGACGAGGACGAAGAGACGGUGACUCAAGACAGGAACGGUUCCGACAAGAGGGCUCGUUGGAUCGUCGAGCCGGUUCGAGGUUCCUUCGAGGUGAUCCGUUUAAAGAGUUGCUACGGUAAUUACCUCACCGCUUCGAACGAGCGGUUCUUGCUCGGUGCCACGGGGCGUAAAGUGGUUCUGUCUAAACCGAGUCGGUUAGACUCGUCCGUCGAGUGGGAACCGGUAAAGGAAGGAUCGAAAAUGAAGCUCAAGACUAGAUACGGCAACUUCCUCCGAGCCAAUGGUGGACUUCCUCCGUGGCGUAACUCCGUCACUCAUGACUCUCCUCAUGUUUCGGAGUCGUUCUUGUGGGAUGUUGAUCUCGUCGAGAUCUUGGUCGAAACGACCACUCCGGCGACAGCUCCGGCGACAAUUCCUCCGCCACAUAGGAGGAGGCCGUCUAGUCCUCCGAUGUCUAGAACUUCUUCAGAAAAUUCAGAGGAAGAGUUGACUCAGUCACCACCGAAAUCUGAAGGGAAGAUCAUACAUUACCAUAUCGCGGACGAAGAAGGACACGUGGAAGAUGAGUCAGCCGUUGGAUACGCUUUGACUUUCAAAGGAAACAGCGUGGAACAGUUGACGCAGGCGCUGAGGGAAGAGACUAGCAUGGAUGAUGUUGUUGUCUGUACACGCAAUCCUUUAAACGGCAAGCUGUUUCCUCUUCGUUUGCGGCUUCCGCCCAAUAGCGGAACAAUGCAUGUCGUUCUGGUACCCUCAAGUUCCUCUUAAACGGCAUGCUGUGUGUCUCUUGCGAUAGUGGUCUUAAGUAUUAUAGUUCACAAGAUUUGAGAGAUGGUGUUGAUCAAAAGGUACACGACUAGUCCUCGGUUCCAUUAGAUAAGAGUGUUAAUUUUAGAAUAUAUAGAUGGAUUAUUAUUGUGGGUGCUAUAAUCUUUCAUUUUAUUGUUGUACAUAAUAUUAUUUUGUAAACGAAUCAUUUUAAAUUUAAUUGUAUGUGAAGUUGUGAACAUUAUUCACCAUCAAGAA
This is a messenger RNA of Eutrema salsugineum, 1191 nucleotides long. RefSeq lists its product as uncharacterized. Bases 100 to 933 code for a protein of 277 amino acids. NCBI's taxonomy places the organism in Eukaryota, Viridiplantae, Streptophyta, Magnoliopsida, Brassicales, Brassicaceae. The record is from RefSeq and is a predicted model, not a curated record. The transcript has 2 exons.